This is a messenger RNA of Triplophysa dalaica, 2261 nucleotides long. It is a transcript of the gene smpdl3b, whose product is annotated as sphingomyelin phosphodiesterase acid like 3B. Lineage: Eukaryota; Metazoa; Chordata; Actinopteri; Cypriniformes; Nemacheilidae. The record is from RefSeq and is a predicted model, not a curated record. Gene Ontology annotation, molecular function: sphingomyelin phosphodiesterase activity. Gene Ontology annotation, biological process: sphingomyelin catabolic process. The coding region runs from base 174 to 1700 and encodes 508 amino acids. The transcript is spliced from 8 exons.
CACCGGCUGCACUCUCCAAUAAUUGCACUUUCUCCCACAGCCCACGCAUAUCAGGGAGGGGCGGAGGAACUGGUCUACUUAUUCCUAAUGACUGGAAAUUCAAACAGCUUGCACCCUCAUGCAACAACACCGCCUUUGAGUUUCAUGCUGUCACUGUCAUCUACCCUGUUAAAAUGCAUGUUGUAGUUAUAUAUCGUCCCCCAGGGCACCUUGGACUCUUCUUGGAGGAAUUGGACACACUUCUGUCAUCAUUCCCCGAGGAUGGUACUCCUCUGGUGGUACUUGGUGACUUCAACAUCCACCUGGAAAAACCACAGGCUGCUGACUUCAACAACCUGACUGCAUCGUUUGACCUCAAGCGAGUCCCCACUUCAGCAACCCACAAAUCUGGUCAUUUUUGGCACAUCACAGACCUCCACUGGGAUCCCUCUUAUGGUUUGGGGAGUGAGAACUCUGCGUCUGUUUGUGCCUCUAGUGGAGACCGUCCAACCCCAAAUGCAGGAAAAUUUGGAGAUUAUCUAUGUGACUCAUCAUGGGCUCUGAUAAACUCAUCAAUACAUGCCAUGAAAGAUAUUCUGUCUGACCCGGACUUCAUUGUGUGGACUGGGGACGAUACACCCCAUGUGCCAAACGAACGUCUGGGUGAAGAAUCCGUCCUGAGUAUAAUCGGCAACCUCACCCAGAUCAUAAAAGCUCUGUUUCCUAACACCAAAGUAUAUUCUGCUCUGGGGAAUCAUGACUACCAUCCAAAGAGUCAGAUGCCCCCUGAACAAAACAACCUUUAUGAGCAAACCGCAAACCUGUGGCAUGACUGGCUGGAUCCUGCUUCUAAAGAAACCUUCAAAAGAGGUGGAUAUUACACAGAAAACCUGCUGAAUCAAAUUGGUUUGAGAGUUGUGGUGCUAAACACUAAUCUCUAUUACGAUCAGAACAAACUUACAGAAAACAUGAAAGACCCUGCAGACCAGUUCAGCUGGGCUGAUCAAGUCCUUAGUGAUGCGGCCAAAAACAAUGAAAAGGUUUAUCUUAUCGGUCACGUGCCUCCUGGCUUUUUUGAAAAGAAGCGAAAUAAGCCAUGGUUCAGGGAAGAGUUCAAUAAGCGCUAUAUUGAUCUUAUCCAGAAGCAUCAUACUGUUAUACUUGGACAGUUCUUUGGUCACCAUCACACUGACAGCUUCCGCAUGUUUUACAGCCCAAACGCAUCUCCAAUAGGUGUAAUGUUUCUGACACCAGGAGUGACACCCUGGAAAACAACUCUGCCAGGCGUCGUGGAUGGCGCAAAUAAUCCUGGCAUUCGGGUGAUUGAGUAUGACACCAAAACUCUUUUGGUGAAGGAUGUCGUGACUUAUUUCCUGAACCUGACUUUCGCAAAUGUUGCACGGUCCCGUUGGGAGAAGGAGUACCGCUUGACGGAAGCAUUUCGCGUGCCCGAUGCCUCUCCUGCCUCAAUGCACCGCGUGAUUGAGCGGAUAUCCAAUGAGAAGUGUUAUCUGCAGAAAUAUUAUGAGUUCAACUCCGUCAGUUACGACCUCACAGACUGCAACAAUGACUGUCGCAUCGACCAUGUUUGCUCAAUGCGGGAAGUUGAUUUUAAGGACUAUGAGAAAUGUGUCUUAAAAGAGGGAGCAUCAGCAACUGGCCCAAUGCUGUUUACUUUAAUUCCAUCUCUGGUGUUGAGCUUAUUGUAUGUUGGAUGCUAACAGCUCAUUGCUCCGAAAAAAAUGAAAGAUAAUUGUGUGAAGACUUGAGUAAAGAAUUGUGUAAAUCAGAUAGUAAAAAAAAUUGCUUUAUAUUUAUUUAGCGAUCCAAAAAAAGUGCUGACUCAUAUUUCAUUUUAUUUAAAAAUUUCUUUAAAAAAACUAAACGUUUGUUUAUUUGUGAUAUGGAGACAUCAUGUGCAUAUAUGCAACUAAUGCAGAAAGAUUUAACAUAUGCAAAAUUUUUGUGGAAAGAUUUUUAAAAACGAUUGAAAUCUUUCAGCAUUAUUAUUAUAUAUUAAGUUAUUACAAUGCUCCAUGCACAUUUUAGCGACUUCAUACAAACUGUUAUCACAAAAAAUGAUUUCAUAAUCACGUAUAUCAUAAUGACUUGUUUUAUCAAUUGUUCAUAUCAUAUAUCAGUAUUUUCAUGAGAGACGGCAGAUGGUGGUUUUUACAUAAACAUUUACAAUAAAUAUUCAGUCCAUAUGAUAUACAUCAACCUGUUUGAAUCAAUCUGCUAAUUAAAACACAAUGACCCUACAAUAAAUUAGUUUGCAGCUU